Spea bombifrons (plains spadefoot toad) is the source of this 1032-nucleotide messenger RNA. RefSeq names its product solute carrier family 25 member 16 (gene SLC25A16). Gene Ontology annotation, biological process: transmembrane transport. The transcript is spliced from 9 exons. Bases 31 to 993 code for a protein of 320 amino acids. Lineage: Eukaryota; Metazoa; Chordata; Amphibia; Anura; Pelobatidae. Gene Ontology annotation, cellular component: mitochondrial inner membrane. The record is from RefSeq and is a predicted model, not a curated record.
UAGAGAAAUCGUCCCUCCCUGACUUAGAAGAUGACUUCUGAAGCCACCAUCACCACGUCCAGUACUGGAAUUCCUAAAGCAGGCUAUAGGGACUACUACUGGCUGCGUUCGUUCGUAGCGGGAGGUGUUGCAAGCUGUUGCGCAAAAACAACCAUAGCGCCUUUAGACAGGAUUAAGAUUUUGCUUCAAGCUCAGAACAUCCAUUACAGACACUUGGGGGUGCUAUCCACAGUAUUUGCAGUCAGAAAGAAGGAAGGUUUUAUUGGGCUGUAUAAAGGGAAUGGGGCAAUGAUGGUCAGGAUAUUUCCUUACGGUGCUAUCCAGUUUAUGGCGUUUGACAAGUACAAAAAGUUAAUACGCAAGAGAAUUGGAAAAUCUGAGCAUGUGCACAGAUUAUUGGCUGGAUCAAUGGCAGGUAUGACAGCAGUGAUUUUCACAUACCCUUUGGACAUGGUCAGAGCACGUCUUGCGUUUCAAGUGACAGGAGAACACCGAUAUAACGGCAUUAUUCAUGCCUUCAAAAUAAUAUACACAAAGGAAGGAGGGCUCCCUGGGUUUUACAGAGGUCUAGUUCCUACCAUUGUAGGAAUGGCCCCCUACGCAGGAUUUUCAUUCUUCACUUUUGAGACCUUGAAGACUAAUGGGCUUCGGCAUGCACCAGACAUACUGGGAAAGCCAAGCUUGGAUAACCCCGAUGUUUUGGUUUUGAAGACGCAUGCAAGCUUAUUGUGCGGUGGUAUGGCAGGCGCGAUCGCACAGACCAUCUCCUAUCCGCUGGACGUAACCAGACGCCGUAUGCAGUUAGCAGCAAUACUGCCGGAUUCUGAGAAGUGUCGGACCAUGCUUCAGACUCUAAAGUAUGUUUGCAAAGAACAUGGGAUAAGGAGAGGGCUAUAUCGUGGCUUGUCUCUCAAUUACAUCCGAUGCAUUCCUUCGCAAGCCGUGGCUUUUACUACUUAUGAAUUUAUGAGACAGAUACUAUACUUAAACUAGUAACCUGUUUAGUUUGUACAGUAAACCAUUUGGCUCUGG